Lactuca saligna is the source of this 984-nucleotide messenger RNA. NCBI's taxonomy places the organism in Eukaryota, Viridiplantae, Streptophyta, Magnoliopsida, Asterales, Asteraceae. The record is from the annotation of a GenBank genome assembly.
AUGGGAUAUGACUCAUUAUCCACCGUUUUGUUUCCCAGUAGCAUAGCUCCACCACACCACCGACUUGGUCCAUGGAUAAUCAAUACUACUUUUUAUUUGGCAAACACGUCGUCUUCUUCUUUUCCUACCGCUGCCACCAUUGCCACCAGAUGCUUCUCUUGCAGUUUAUUCCCUCCCUUAUCUCCUAUCUCUCUCUAUCGGGUUUACUUGCUCCACCGUGGUCACUGCCACCCCAUAAACCCUAAAAUGUUUCUUUUUUACCACCGUCUCUCCAUUGCCUCCUCCAAUGGACACCCUCCUGAGUUCCACAAGGGAACAUCGGCAAUAAGGAUGAUGACCCUCCCUAUUGGUGUUUGGAUUUUGGUCCUAUUUCUAUCUCGUGAUCGCCCCACCAUUUCAGUUGCUGAUUUGUAUGUUUCUUCGCUAAACCAAACCUCCACUUCGUUGACUAACACCACCACAAUCUCUAUCGACCUCAAAUUCCAGAAUGAGAAUUUAGGUGUAGGGAUUUACUACGAAGAUCCUCUAAAUCUCACCAUCACUUAUAUCCCACAAAACAUAACCAAUUUCAUCACUAUUCAAGGGUUUUAUCAAGGCAACGGAAAGAUUAAUCAUAUCCAAGCCUCCACAGUUGUUCAAGACAUAUUCUCAAACGUUGAACAACAUAGGAAACUGGGAGAGAAGCAAGUUUCAUUGUUUGGUGCAGGGAAAGUCAUUGAUUUCAUGGUAGAUUUGGAGGCGAAAAUAAAGUUUAAGUCGAUUGAGAACAAAAAGUCAAAUCUUAUGGUCAGAUCUGCUGUGGAGGUCAACGGUAACACUGGGACGUCUGUUCUAAAGACCAUUGAAAUGAAGUAUGCUUCUGGAUCGAAUAACUGGGGAGCUGUGCAAUGGCUACUAUUCUUUCCUUUGUUUAUUUCAUUUGUGGUUACUACUUUCAUCUCUGCUUUGAUCCCUUUACUAUUAGUGCUUGUUUUUGUAUUUUAA